Messenger RNA from Menidia menidia (Atlantic silverside), 3738 nucleotides. NCBI's taxonomy places the organism in Eukaryota, Metazoa, Chordata, Actinopteri, Atheriniformes, Atherinopsidae. The record is from the annotation of a GenBank genome assembly.
ACCUGUUGGAUUCUUCUCGUCCUUGCCGCUCUACCUUUGCUUGGCUGUGAAGCUUCCUGUCCAAGCAGCUGCCUGUGCAGUCCACAAGGAGUCACCAAAUGCGUCGGGCAAGCCUUCUCAGACAUUCCACGCCAUCUGCCGCUGCACACCUACACCUUGCUCCUGAAUGACACGAAUAUGACCGUCAUAAAUGAGCGGAGUCUGGCCGACCAGCAGCUGCUGCUGCGCUUCAGCCUGACCCACAGCCAUCUACGCACCAUCCAUCCUCGGGCCUUCCACGCAGCCCCCCAGCUCAAGUCGGUCAAGCUCUCAGCGAACGAUCUUUCCACCCUUCCUGCUCAGGUGUUCAGCCCACUGAGCCACCUCGAGGAGAUUUAUUUAGACGGGAACCAGCUGGAGAGACUUUCCCCCGACAUGUUUGAGGGGCUUGUUGGGUUGCUGGUUCUGGACCUGACCGACAACAAGCUCUCUUACCCUGCCUCGGACAUUUUUGAUGGACUGACCAACCUCACCUUCCUGAACCUCGGCAGGAACUCCAUUAAGAGGCUUCCACCCACGAUCUUUCAUUCCCUGAAGAAACUUCGCUUUCUCAGGAUCUUUAACAAUGAGUUAGAGGCCCUGGAAGCUGGAAUCUUUGAUAACCUCGUAAGCCUUGAAGAGCUAAAUCUCCAUCAAAACCAGAUAAAGAGCAUUCCUCCUGAAGUUUUUUGGUCUCUGGGGAACCUGAAAACCCUGACCCUGUCCUCAAACCAACUGCAGGCUGUUCCACAAAGGAGCUUCUACAACAUGCCAAAGCUGAGAAAACUAACCAUUUACAAAAAUCCUUUAUUAUCUCUCCCAGAUGAGCUGAUGGGUCACAUGCCCGACAUGACAGAGUUCUAUCUGUUUAGCACUAACCUCGUCACUGUUCCUGGAAAUUUGUUUGCAAACAUGUCAGGGCUGCUACAGCUGAACUUUCACUUAAACGACGACCUGACGGAGCUGCCGUUUGACCUUUUCCACAAUCUCACAAACCUCAAGAAGCUCUCGCUACGAUACAACCAUCUCAGUCAUCUCCAUCCUCAGCUGUUCUCCACCCUAACCAGCCUGGGAAUCCUUCUUCUCAAUCACAAUAAAGUGAGGAGCCUUCCUGCAAACAUCUUUCACAACCUCACAAGGCUGGAAACCAUUGCUUUGGAGGGAAACCUCCUCAGUACUCUUUCGGGAAACAUCUUCCUCUCAAAUUCAAAUUUGAAGGCUCUUACUCUUAACGGGAACCCCUGGGAUUGUACCUGUGCUAUCAGAGACCUUGCAAAUUGGAUAACACAUAAUGAGCAUGUUGUUGUUGACAGAGAUGACGUGAUAUGCCACACACCGGUCUACCAGAUGCUCCGCACCGUUGGAUCUCUGAGCCCCGAGCAGUUCGAAUACUGCGACUUGACAACCUCGAAAAGUUAUUCUCCAACUGAGCUCUCCACGUACAAGCCGACAGAGCCAGCGCACACCGUCUCAGCCACUCCACCAGCAAAAGCAACCACUCCACCAGCAAAAGCAAGCACUCCACCAACAGAAUCAACCACUCAACCAGCAAAAGCAACCACUCCACCAGCAAAAGCAACCACUCAACCAGCAAAAUCAACUAUUCUACCAGCAGAAUCCACCACUUCAGCUCCCCAGACCCUGUCAACGUCUCUCCAGACUGAGGCCACUGCCCCCCCUGACCCAUCUCAGCCUGUGCCUCUUUCUCACGAUAUACUGGUGGUCGAACAUGGCCCCGAGUACGUUCACCACAACCACCACAAAGGCUGGGUGUACGUCUGGUUUCUGCCCUCCGACACAAAGUUGUUGGGGUUCCUCAUGUUUUGUUACAUCCUUCUCUUGGCGAUGGGCCUCUCGCUUAUUCUUGCAGCCAUAUAUGGCAUGCAUCGUCUCAGCGACAGCAUAGGGCAGCUGACGGGACGGGCGGGCGUUCGGCUGGCCCCACAGGUGUGUACCCCAGAUCUAGUACACCACAGGGGGUACACCCUGGACUGCCCAUCCAAUGAGACGAUAAUGGACCUGCUGACUUUCCAUCUGCUCCUACUACUCUGCUCCUUACACGAUGCUGUGUGGGCGUGUCCACAAGGAUGCCAAUGUGUUCAAAACAAAAUUGCCUGCAAAGGCCUCACUGAGUUCCCCACAGGUCUGCCCUCUUUGACCACUGAUCUCUGGUUGUCAGAUUGCAGUUUAUUCUCUCUUAAACCAGAGGACCUUACUCAAUUCUCGGGAUCUCUAACCACAUUCGCUAUCAGAAAUGCUGCUAUGGGGGAAGUGCACCCUGGCUCAUUUGAUUCCUCGAUAAACAUGACUGCCUUAAUGAUUGCUCACAAUGAAUUACAAGAUCUUCCCGCGGCCUUGUUCCAAAAUCUUGGGAAACUUCAAUCUCUUAUUCUGAAUUCAAACAAGCUCUCAGUAGUGCGACCUGAAUGGUUCUCCACGUUGACAGACCUGAUUAAGCUGGAUCUCAGCAGGAACCGUUUCACGUCUUUACCAGUGGAAACCUUUCGCCCUCUAACAAAGCUGCAGUCCCUCUCAAUUUCUGGAAACAACCUCAGUCACAUAAAUAGAGAGACAUUCAAGGAUCUUUCUCAGUUGCAAGUCUUACGCCUCAACAAAAACAUGCUACAGGAACUCCCUGAUGGUACCUUGAAUGAUCUUUUGAACCUGGAAGAACUGUCUCUACAAGAUAAUCAAAUCACACACCUCAACCAGGACAUGUUCUCCAACAACUUGAAACUCCAGAAGUUGUUUCUGUCCAACAACAGGUUGACCUCUCUUCCACAAGGGAUUUUUUUAAACCUACCCCGACUUUCACUUAUGUCCCUGUAUGAAAACCAGUUGGCAAGUCUGAGUCCGGGGGUGUUUGGACCUAUGCCCCUUGAGGAUUUGUGGUUGUAUGACAACAAGCUGAGCCGUGUGGAUGACGACACAUUCAGGAACCUGACGGAGUUACGGCUCCUAGUACUCAGCCGCAACCAGAUCAACUAUGUAUCCGCUGGUGCGUUCAGAGGCUUGGAGAAGCUGGGAGAAGUAUCGCUGCACACCAAUCAACUCACAUCUCUGCAGACGGGUACUUUCCAAGAGCUUCCCAAUGUGGUCAACAUCUCUUUAGAGAACAACUUUAUCAAGUCCCUGCCUCUGGGUUUCCUCCAGGGUCUGAGCCACUUGGGGGAGAUUGAUCUGCAUAACAAUUCCUUGCCUAACCUGCAAAAGCAGAGUCUAGACUCCCUCACUGCUGCAAAGGUUGUCCUUUUGCGCAAGAACCCUUGGAGGUGUGACAAGGAUAUUCUGCCCCUUAGGGAUUGGCUGAGACAGCACCCCACCAAGGUCAACCAGACCCUCGUGGUGUGCGAUACUCCUGUCAGUCUCUCGGGUGAGGUGAUUGCAUUGCUGGCGGAUGAAACCCUGGUUCCUCGCAGCUCUACUGAAGAGCCUGUGUUCACCUCAACGGAGAAGAGAAGGAGGCCCCAUACAUCUCCACCCAAACGGAGCACCCCCGCACCUGCUAUCAAGACGACAACCCCCUCAAAGAACGAAGAGGUGACCAGCAGUGGACAAGAGAAUGGUGGGCCGGUUUCUCACGACACUAAUAUAAUUUUAAUCGCCAUUGCUGUAGUAUGCACUGUCAUCAUCGCCACUGUCAUCACCUGCUGUGUGUGCUGGAAAAAGAACAAGAGAGGCAAAGGGAACAUAGGCCGCGGGAAUAAGAACUCUGUGCUG